CCAAGAUGUGGCACAACGUGGGGCUGACUCUGCUGGUGUUCGUGGCCACGCUGCUGAUCAUCCUGCUGCUGAUGGUGUGCGGUUGGUAAUUUGCAUGGCAUCUAUUUUUAUCUAAAUUCAAGUUUCUUCGAGAACUGGCGGGAGAUACAGGGUCCCAGGAGGGAGAUCAUGAGCCUUCAGGGUCUGAAACUGAAGAAGAUCCAUCAGCCACUGCACACAGGUUACGAUCUGCUCGUCAGCGCCGGGCACCUGCUGAUGAAGGCCACUAACCCCAGACAUGGGCCUCUAUUCCUGAGUAAAUGAUAAAAGGCAGUUAUAAACCUCUGUCUUCAGUGAUGUGACUUUGAAAUUUACUAAAUGACUGAACAGCAUUUCUACUUGGAUUUUAUGUCCAGUUCAAAAACAGAUUUACAUAUAAGCCAUAUAGAAAUAAAGGGAAUUGAAACAAGUUAGACCCUGAAAAUUUCAUCUUAAGAAUAUUUUGCUUCCCUAGCUCUCUACUUAACACAGUUGUUCCUUUAUCUCUUGGGCUAUCUCUUCUUUUUUUUUUACACUGAUGAAUCUGGUAAACAUUUCAAGCUUGAAGAAACAUUUUAUUGGACUGAAAAUGUACUGUUUUGCUGACAUUGUAAUUUGUCUGAAUUUGGGAUGCAUUUCAUGACUAUCAGUGGUGGUUCAUGUUAUUUCCUAGCCAUGCAUGCGUGAAGUUACAGCUUGUCCCAUUGUCAUCGCCUUCACCUGUGUGUGUGUGCUUGUCAUCAAAGGCGUUUAGAAAUGCCUA
Molecule: messenger RNA, 781 nt
Organism: Dipodomys spectabilis (banner-tailed kangaroo rat)
Lineage: Eukaryota; Metazoa; Chordata; Mammalia; Rodentia; Heteromyidae
Product: small integral membrane protein 13-like
Source: RefSeq, a predicted model, not a curated record